Penicillium malachiteum is the source of this 2025-nucleotide messenger RNA. Its product is annotated as C6 transcription factor. Gene Ontology annotation, molecular function: DNA binding; DNA-binding transcription factor activity, RNA polymerase II-specific; zinc ion binding. NCBI's taxonomy places the organism in Eukaryota, Fungi, Ascomycota, Eurotiomycetes, Eurotiales, Aspergillaceae. The coding region runs from base 1 to 2025 and encodes 674 amino acids. The transcript is spliced from 6 exons. Gene Ontology annotation, cellular component: nucleus. Gene Ontology annotation, biological process: regulation of DNA-templated transcription; DNA-templated transcription. The record is from RefSeq and is a predicted model, not a curated record.
AUGGCACCACCGUCGGACUCGGACCAAAUCCAACUAGAUCUAAAUUCAACUUUUCCAGAGCGCCCAUCUAAGCGUAUUAGGCUAGCAUGCGAACCCUGCAGACGCAAAAAGGGCAAAUGUCCUGGCGAGCAACCAGUCUGCUCCCUGUGUGCCCGACUACGUCAGCGAUGCGUCUAUGACGAGGAAAGGCGACGACAACUUCCUCCUGAAGGUCCAUCAAGAUCCAGUAUACCGCCCACACCUUCAACUCUGGAAGACCGACUGCUCAGCUUGGAAGGCAAACUAGGAGCAGUUCUUGAUCAUCUAGGAUCUAAUGCUAAUUCCUCAUCGAAUGAAUUGUCCACUGCAACUCCAUCCGGACUGGGCUCAACUGUUAUUCUUCCCACAUGGGAAGAGAUUAUCCCCAUCGCAGAGCUAUACCUUCUAUAUUGCGAAUCCCAACCCCUGCCUUUAUUUCACAGAGAAACAUUCUUAACCAGUCUUCAAGGACGCGACAUUGAAAUUAUUUACGGAAUUCUCGCACUAAGUCUCCGGUUCUCUGACUCAUAUCUCAACUUCCGUGAUCCAACCGGACAGGUAAAUAGCUACGCCGAAGUAGCGCGGGGACUGGUGAUGAAAAGAGUUUCAGAGGGGCCAGUCGAGAUUUCAACAUUGCAGUGCCUGUGUCUUUUAAGUUUAGUUGAUUUUACAAAUGGAAACACACACCGCUCCAGUAUUCACAGCAGUCUUGCCAUGAACCUUGCACAAUGCGCCAAUCUCGGAGUCGAGUCCCGCGCCAUGACAAGCCACAUCGUUCGAGAAGAGCGUCGACGCUGUUUCUGGAGUAUAUGUCUUCUCAAAAGACUCCAUGGAGCCGAAUUCUCAAUUCUAGAUCUCCCCGAAAUGGGAGGGCCGCCAUAUCCACAAAGUCCAACGCGACCGGCUCGGCUAAUUCCUUCAGUGACAUCAACAUCAAGUGUCCGAAGAAGCGAACUGCAAGACCAAGGCAUAGUUGCAUACGUGAUUAUGCUAAGUGAGGUAUUUUCCCGAACUGCACGUUAUGUCCGUCUACGUGGCAGACCGGGUAAUGUGCCACCCUGGUCUCCAGAAUCAGAAUACUCCAAGAUCAUGGCACUGCAGAUGAACCUCGAGACGCGCAUGCCACUUACCCAUCGUUUCAAACCAGCAAAUCUCGGCGAAAGAUCAUUUGAAGAGUUACAAGAUCAUCGAGAGUACUGGGGACCAUGGUUUCUAAAUCAAUUUAUGUACCACACUACUCUUUGUCUAUUGAACCACCCCUUAUUACUCUCGUUAAGUCUGCGAACGUUCAGAAGUACCAUCCCUGAAAUAUUCCUGCAACAUACAUCCGACCUUAUCUCAACUCAUACGACCUGGAUCGUCCAUUUCAUCGAUUACUUUGCAGACAAGGGAUUUCUAGUCUCAGAUCCUUUGUUGGGAUAUAGCGCCGCAGUUGUGGCUACAAUCGAGCUCCAGCUCAGCUUUACAGAGGACUCCACAAUCCGAGAAAAGAAACGAGAUCAAUUUACGAAAUGUGUCAAGUUCGUCCAACAAAUUGGCCAGAAAUGGCCUCACAUGGCCCGACUGGCACAAAGACUCCAACAUCUGGAGGACGCUGUCUCAGCAACCUACCAAUCCGAUCCAAGUGAUCGAAACCAAAGUCUUUUAAUCGAUCUAUCCCGAUUUUGGGAAAUCCUCGAAUACGCCUCAAAUAGUGAUGCAGACUCCGCAAGAAGACUCUUCGGAAACUCUCUAUACACGGGUCCCUCGACAGCUGCAGUGGAAGUCUCGCAAACUUCCCCAUUACCUGCUCCUACACGUCUAACACAGGAAGAAGGGUCUUCCCAUUCCCAAACUCGGGGUUACAGUACUACUGUUGUGUCGGGUGCAGAGUAUCAUAGCUCAGUUGUCUCACCUGAACAGCUGAUGUUUACUAAUGAUGAGCUUUCGAUUCUUGCGACGAACUUCUUUUCGCAGGGACAGGAGUUCCUUCGGUGUGGGGAUACGGGGAAUGUGGGAAAUUUUUGA